GCGCGGCCUCCGCCCCCCCACCCGGCCCUCCUCUUCUGGGGGCGCCGCUCCCAGUGCUUUCGUCGCGUUUCUCCCCGUCCCCACGCCUUCGCUGGAGUAACGAGCUGCCAAGAGGCCCCCGAAUCUGAUUCCUAGGCCGGGGUGGGGAAAGUCAAGUGCAAAGAGAGCACAAAGCUAAGUGGCUGAACUGGUUUUGAACCCCGGCAGUCUGGCGAGAGCCCACACUCUCCUUCACUAAAGUAAAUUGCACUUACCAUGAUGGGAAUAUCAGCUUUGAAUGUAGAAAGCCAGUGCACUUGACAGAGGGGUGUGCACUCGGGCAACCCAGGUCUUUUUGCCUUGGUGAGGACAGGUAAGAAACUUGGAGGCUGACUGUGUGUAUAUGGAAUCUCAGACUUCUCUCUAGUCAGUGAUUCCAGAUCUUUGGAUUUGACAGACGAAACAAAGCAAGAAAACAAAAGCCACGUGCCUACAAAGUUGCAGCUUUAAUUUAUGCACCCUAAGAACACUCAGAACACAACUAUCGUCUAUUAGCACCAUCAUUUCAUAAAAGCAAGUGCAUUUGAAUUCUCAAAAUAAGAAAGACCUCAUCUAAAUCAAAAGCAGUCAUUCCCGAGAAGGGACAGUCAUUGACUUCACACCAACAAAUGGACUUCCCUCUGUGUUUUUUACAUUGUGCUGUGGACUAAUGAAAUAUCACUCUGGGGAUGGCCUCGGCCUCUUCAUCCCUCUGCAUCAUUUGAGAGCAGAACCAAAAGAAGUGGGCUUUAGGUGUAGCAGGAAGGAGUUAGGUUAAAGCCAAGAAGAACACUCAUUUGGAAGCUUUUAAAGAACAGGUGAGCACUGCAUUUGCUUAGGAAAAGAGGGUUGCAGAAUCAAGUCCAUGGACUGGAGAGGUCAGCAGCUAUGGGUCCUACCCCAGGGAAGGGCGGGAACCUUGUUCUGAAGGACCUGUCCUCAGAUCCACUAGGGUAGCCUUGGAACCUAAAGCGGUCCCAUCAGGCAGCCAUUUCCUGCCUGGAGUUCAUGGGGCAUCCAUGGGCCUCUGUUACCCCUCCUUGCAGAGUCCAUGUAGUCAUCCACCUUGGGGCUGGGUUGAGUGCUACAAAUGAGCUUGAGGAGGGCCGAGGACAGUGGAGAGGAAAGGAAAAGAACAGCCACCUGGGAGUGUUGCCUACAGCCUGGGGUGUGAUGGGUGAAGGCUCUGAGCAGUCAGGCCUGGCUGGCUGCAGCAGCCUUGAGGAUGCUAUUUCCCUAUCUCCCCGCCUCCUUCAAGCCCAGGUGUAGCCCAUGACCUAGAACCUUCCAACAGGAGCUCAAAGCCAGGCAGGUGAAGACCUAUUCUGGUACAACGAUGCUCCAUGCUGGCUCUGGGCCUGAGCCUGGCUCAGGGCCUGUCACCUCCCUGUUCUGUACGAGGAGGCGAGGCCACAGGUAUGGGGACGAGUGGGGAAGGAGAGAAAGAGAGAAGGGUCUGCUCUCACCUGCCCCAUCCUAUUGGGGGAGACCAAGUCCUCCAAAGGUGGACUCUCAUGUUUCUGGGAUGGUGGCAUUUUCUGACUCCACAGGAGGCCUUCAGGCCUCAUCUCAUCCUGUAGGGAUGGCGUGGGGUGGGGUGCCGAGCACUGGGGUGCGGGGCACUGGACUGUGGUACUCCCAGAUUUAGGCCCCCAUCAUGUAAAGGCAUACAUCCACCCAAAUUGUAAUCCUGGAGUUAUAGAAUGGUAAAUGUGGAUCACCGCAGGUUGCAAACAGUCACAGAUUGUGACCCAGCAAGGGCAGUCGCUCCUCCAGGGUCACACUGGUUAAAUGGGCCUGGAGCCCCGUAACCAGAUUCCUCAAGUCCUCAAAGAAUGACAGAAGUCAUGAUUUGAGCACCUACUAAGUGCAAGACUCUACUGGAUGUUGGAGAUGCAGAGAGAGCUGCCCUCAAGAGCUUCUGGCCACACAGGUAGAUCCUACCCACUAUAGGGGAACUACAGUUUCUGGAAGGUGAUGGGUUUGCCUGAGGACUGCAAAACUUCAUAAAGUGCUCCCCUUGAUGGACGGGGUUCAUGCCUGCAGAAACACCCCGAGGCCCAGCAGUGAAUCUGUGGUGAAGAAAUCAAAGAUGGGAGGCCAGAGAGUGAGAGAAUGGUAUUGCCAAUGGGCACAUCCCGAACACCCCUCCCAGAAACUUCCAAAGGAACCAGCCCAGAAAUCGGGCCUCUGCUGCCCUCUAAUGGAGGAAGUCAGCCUCUAGAGCUGCCUGCUGGGGCCCAACCAACCUGGCUCCCCUAAGGAAAAGGGGAUGUGAAGGACCUUCCUGCCCCACCCCCAGACUUUUUAUUCCCAUAGUCUUGAGCUUCAUUUCCGACAGCCUGUGAAGCUGAACCUUCUUCUCCCCUUCCCAGCACUCCUGGCUGCCCCGUUUCCUGAUCACCGCCCUCUAUCCCGUUUCCCCAGUUUCCUUUGUUGCCCAGGUUCUGAUUCUGGUAUCCUGGUUCCUGGCCCUGCCAGAGUUCUGGUUCCAGAAGGCCCUUGCCAGGUGCCUUGGGCCUAGCUCCCACCCGGGCGCAAGGCCACACUGAAGACAUGGGUAUGAGCAUCCCCCAGUACCUGGGGCAAAUGGACAUCCGAAAAGGUGUAGUGGGCUUGGCCACAGGUGCUGGGUUCAUCUACCUGCUCUACAAGGCCAUCAGGGCUGGUAUCAAAUGCCAGCCGCCCCUCCACACUGCCUCACCCAUCUGCAUCGCCCGUGAGUGUACGGGCCCUGGGGAGAGGGCUCUGCCCCAGGAGGCACCUGCUCCCGAGGCCUCCAGUGUGGGAGGGCCCAAAGGCCUGGCAGUCGAGCGAGAGCGGCACGGGCGGGACUCGGGUGAGCUCCGGAGGCUCCUCAACUCUUUGGAGCACAAACAGGAUGAGUACGCCAAGAGCAUGAUCCUGCACAGUAUCACGCGCUGUGUGUACUUGCUGGAGGCUGAGGCCUCUUCUUGUACUACUGAUGACAUCAGCUUGGUGGGCUCCAUGCUGGAUGACAAGGACAACAGUGUCAAAAUCCAAGCUCUGAACACACUUAAAGCUUUCUCUGGCAUCAGAAAAUUCAGGCUUAAAAUCCAGGAACACACCGUCAAGGUACUGGAACUGAUCUCCACCAUCUGGGAUUCGGAGCUGCAUGUUGCCGGCCUUAGACUCCUCAACAGCCUCCCACUGCCUGACUAUGUACAUCCACAGCUGCGACGGGUGAUGCCUGCCUUGAUGGAGAUCCUGCAGUUAGAAUAUAUCCUGGCACAGGUGCAAGCCAUACGAUUGCUGAGCUACCUAGCACAGAAGAACGACCUUCUGUAUGAUAUUCUCAACUGCCAGGUGCACUCCAACUUCCUGAACCUGUUUCAGUCCACCCAGCCAGGGAGUCUGCUGUUCGAGGUACUGGUGUUUGCUGAGCGGCUAAGUGAGGGCCGGAAUUCACCCCACUACCGUGCCGUGAAGUGGCAUUACAAUGAACAAUCUCUUCAUGAAGCUCUCUUUGGGGAUGAGUCCCGACUGGCAGACCGGCUGCUCGCCCUGGUCAUCCACCCUGAGGAGGAGGUUCAGAUCCAGGCCUGCAGGGUCAUAGUCAGCCUGCAGUGCUCCCAGGAUGUGGGAGUCCGGCCCUCCUCCUGCCGGCCCAGUCAUUCCUACUUUAAUAGCGGGGAAUAAAAUUAAGGAGAGCCCAUAAAUGACUAUGGGAGAAAA
Molecule: messenger RNA, 3714 nt
Organism: Leptonychotes weddellii (Weddell seal)
Lineage: Eukaryota; Metazoa; Chordata; Mammalia; Carnivora; Phocidae
Gene: ARMC12
Product: armadillo repeat containing 12
Cellular component (GO): nucleus
Source: RefSeq, a predicted model, not a curated record